This is a messenger RNA of Magnusiomyces paraingens, 2127 nucleotides long. RefSeq lists its product as uncharacterized. Lineage: Eukaryota; Fungi; Ascomycota; Dipodascomycetes; Dipodascales; Dipodascaceae. The transcript has a single exon. Gene Ontology annotation, molecular function: hydrolase activity; DNA binding; ATP binding. The coding region runs from base 1 to 2127 and encodes 708 amino acids. The record is from RefSeq and is a predicted model, not a curated record. Gene Ontology annotation, biological process: recombinational repair.
AUGAAUUCAUUCAAGGCUCCACUUUUCAAAACGCAGUCAUCUUUCUCAAAAAUUUCCUCUAACUCUGUCCCUCGUGUGCUACCAGCCAUUGUCCCUGAGAGCAUUCAAUACUUGAACCGCGCUCAACAAGCGGCAAUUCUUGCACCUUCAGAAUUACCCCUCGAAAUCAGCGGUGGCCCAGGAGUUGGAAAAACUAAGUCACUUGCUGAGCGUGCUGUUCAAAGCAUUGUCAGUGGGAUUUCUCCUAAAGAUAUCGUCGUUUUGUCUCAUACGCCUCUGGAGGCAAACAGCCUAGCGCACCACAUAGAUCAUGGCCUUUCUAAAUUUAACGUCCAGUCUAAUUUUUUUUGGAAGCACUACGUUUCGUUUUUUUGUGUCCGGAUGCUACACUUAUUUGGCUACAAGAUUGGUUUAUCUUCGAAUUUUUUUGUAUUAUCGGAACAAGACAAACUUAAUUUUGUCAAUGAAUCCCUUGCUGACUCUAGAGUCAAAACGUGUCUUAGAAAUAUGGGCUACUUCAAAAAGCCUGUUAAAAACAAUAUCAAAGACCUUCAUCUGGAUUUUGCUGGAAAUUCCUACUUCAAUAAGUUGUAUAAAAAUGGUGAUGAUUUGGAUCCCCUUUACAUUUCCUUAGUCAUUGAAAAUAUUAAAUCAGGAAAUUCAUCUAUUUCUCAAUGGGUUGCUAUUAACUCGGACCACUUUCCUGCUAUUGCUCGAGUUCUUGUUGAAUAUGAAUCCCGCUGCAAGAAAACAAAAUCAUUAGAUAUGAAUGACUUGGUUCUAUACGUCAAUGAGAUUAUUGACAAGUACCCUGAUGUUGUUAAAGAUGUUCAAAGCGUUUUUGUUGAUGGGGCUGAGAAUAUAACAGGUGCCGAGUACCAGCUAGUUUCCUCUUUAGCUAAACAAAAUGGCAAUAUCACUGUUUCUGGCGAUCAAAACAAAAUCAUUCACCCUUUUUCUAUGGCUUCACCUAUCAAAAAUCUUUUAGGGGCUGAGCAUUCUAAAUCUUUAUCUUCUGUUCUUUGGACAGGUUAUCGAUUAACUAAGCCUAUUGCUAAAUUGUUGGAAAAUAUUGCCGAUAAUGAUUUAACAAUCAAACCUCGAUCACGCACCAUUUUGCCCGGUCCCUAUGCAGUUGACUUUACUGAUCCUUUUCAAAAGUCUUCCGCUGUUGCUUCUUUUAUCAAAAGUCAAGUUGAGAAAUUUUCGGGUAAAGCCUCUUUAGAGUAUCGUGAUUUUUCUGUUUUGGAAAGUCAAAGUGAUCUGGCAUAUACACAGGAGGCUUUUGAAAAGCAUGGAGUGCCUUACAAAAUUCUUGGAAAUUCAUCAUUUUGGAGCCAAAAGGAAAUUGCAAUGGCUUUACACACAUUGAGGGUUAUUCAGUCUCCUGAUGAAGAUCGGUCGGUAGUUCAGCUUUUAAGAUACAUGGACUUAAAUGUUGACCACUUUCUUGGGUUGAAAUUUGACGGUUCUAAAUGCUUGACAUUAUUUUCCAAGGCUGCUGCUAUUGCUGAUGGAAAAGCUAUAGUCCAGCUCAGCAAAAAAAAAAAGAGGGAAAUAAUUUCUUGUUUUGUAGAAGUUAUUAGGAAGUGCUCUGAAGGAGGUAUAUCUUUGGAAAAUACACUGAAUCAAAUUAUCACUGGAUUUGGGCUUGACAAAACUCCAGAAGGGAAAAAAUCAACUGAUAAGUUGGUUCAGCUUAUUAAGAGCGACAAACUUCAGAAAGACUUUAACAGUAUUCAUUACGAUAGUAAUCCUACUCAUGAAAUUACUAAAUUUCUUCAGCUUCAAGCUAUUGGUCAAAUUAGUGUUGACGACUACGACGACAACAAGGUUACUUUAUCUACCCCGUACGAUGCGCAGGGACAGGCAUGGCCAAUUGUUUUUUCUCAUUUUGAGUAUAAGAACAAUGUUAAACAAUCACUUAGCCAACUUUACUCAACUGUUUCUUGUUCCAAAGCUAUUAGUAUAAUUACUUUAACCUCCACAUUUUUUACUAAUACUUCUAAGUCUCGGAAUAUUAAAAACCCCUUGUUUGCGUCACUUAAAUCGUCUUUUCUUCCUAUUGAUCGCGUUGCUGCCACGAGAAUCAAUGCCUUAAAAAAUAAAAAUUCUACUCCUAAAUGA